AUGGAGCGCGCAGCAAUACUUCAGGAGUCGACAAUGACCGACAUCUCGCUGCGGCCAACGAGAGUGAGCGACGUGCUGCAGCUGAAGGCACAUACGCCCUCUCAGACAACCGUCAGCAACGAGGGAACGUACCAGAUCGCGAACGAGGCUUCAAUCAAGACCAUCGAGGAGGCGACCGAAGCUUCAAUCAAGACCAUUGAGGAGGCGACCGAAGCUUCAAUCAAGACCUUCGAGGAGGCGACCGAGCCUUCAACCAGGAUUACCGUGGCCAGCGCCACUACAACAACCACGACUUCAACAGAGACAACCGACUUCCGCAGUACCGGCGAUGUGCCCCGUAUGGUGGGAUGA
Phytophthora nicotianae INRA-310 is the source of this 351-nucleotide messenger RNA. RefSeq lists its product as hypothetical. Lineage: Eukaryota; Oomycota; Peronosporomycetes; Peronosporales; Peronosporaceae. The transcript has a single exon. The record is from RefSeq and is a predicted model, not a curated record. Bases 1 to 351 code for a protein of 116 amino acids.